AUGACCGCCAUCGUCGACGAAUACCUCGAAGGCUCACUUGAUACCGACGAUGUCUUCCCCUGCAGGGGCUGCGGAGAGAUUCUGGAAGAAGGCAAGGCUUUCGAGUUGGGUACGUUUCUGCCCAAACCCGCGUCUCUAGACUGCACCGCGCUCGCGCCUGUAUCAUUUGUCAAUGUUAACACAUCUCCAGCUGGCCAACGAUGGCACCUCGAUUGUUUCCGCUGCCAUACCUGCGGUACCCUCCUCGACUCCGAUGCCAACCUCCUCCUCCUAGGUGACGGCUCCCUCGUCUGCAACAACUGUACAUAUACAUGCAAUGCCUGCAACAGCAAGAUUGAGGAUCUCGCCAUCUUGACUGGGGAUCAGGCCUUUUGCUCCACCUGCUUCCGUUGCCGAAACUGCAAACGCAAAAUCGAAAACCUGCGCUAUGCACGCACCUCACAAGGCAUCUUUUGCAUGGGAUGCCAUGAGACCAUCAUGGCACGUCGCCGAAAACGCUCUAAAGCUGCCGCUGCCGCGAAAGCCAGGGACAAGGACGACGGCUCCAUGAUAACGGAAAAGUCCUUGCCUGCUCUGCCCCCGGAGCUUGCCCCCACCGAACCAGAUGCUGACUCUGACAACACUGCAACUACUUCUCCGCGACCCCAGGCUACCGCCCCUCGCCUUAGCAACAACUCGAGAGCUGCUCCCAUCCCCGCCAGGUCACCCGAGCGCCCUUCAGUCGACAAUGUCAGUGCCAACAAGGAAACCCUGACUCUGCCUUCCAGCACAUACAGGAGAAACCGAAAUUCUGCUAUCCUUCCCACCGGCCAUGGCAGUAACCAAAACGAUCCAGAUGGUUUCUAUAUUUCCGUCGCUCUUGAUCCCACCCCCAACGGCUCCGCAAAGGCCUCUCCGGCUCCGGACCACAGCACCGAUGUCUCAUCUCGAAACACCAAGGCUUCUGCUGAGAGACGCACCGAAGCUUCUGCCUCCCCUCACAUCGCCUUCCAGGAGAAGGGUCGUCAACCUUCGGCGGAUCAUAUAUCACAAGCCAUGGCCCCUUCACGGAGGCUCUCCAAGACCGACAAGGAUCGGAACAAAACUUCCAAGGCCUCCUCGGAUGUCGAUGCUUCUGACACACCUCGCAGCAAGCGCCUCCAGGCCUCGAGAACAAACAGCUCCCAGUCUACCGAUAUCAAGCAGCCAAUCCCCCCGCCGCGACCCCGUAUCUCCCAGGAGGCCCGGUCACCCGAUGACGAUGCAACUACACUUUCGCACGACAGCAACUCCAAGUCUUCACGGUCGGGUCCUGGCAUGGCCAUUGCCCGCAAGGAGCUGCCCCCGUCUGCCAACAGAACUCUUGGCCCUGCGCCAAAUGUGACCGAGAAACCUUCUCCUAAUGAAAGCUACAUGCAGCCGCGAACUGCACCCGCACCACCGGGCUCUAGGAGCUCCGCGAGUGCCAAAGAUGAUGGUCAGUCUCCCAAAGUGUCGCCAAAACUACCCAGAUGGAGCAGCGGUGCCGAUUUCACGCUGGAUGAGGACAUGGCUAGAAUCCUUGGAACCGAUGAAGGUUCAUCCUCGAUCUUGCGCCGGGUUUCUAACGCGGUCCGACACGGUCGUACAGGCAGCAUCGAGUCCAGUCAAACCCCGAGACAGAGCCACGCCCGAAGCAUAAGCGAGACGACGCGAUCGACUGUUUCGCCCCGUUGGUCGAGACCCCAACAUUCCGAAGAUUCGCAUGGCCACGAGAUCGGCAGCCCCAUCCCCACGAACAAGGGCGAGGACUCGGCACUGCUCAAGCGUCAGCUGCGACAUUCGGAGCUCCGCGUUGCCGAGCUCGAGCGACAAUUCAGCACCGAAAAAGAUUUGCAGACGCUCGACAAGAAGCUUGUUGAAAAGCGCAAGACUGUCUCCGUCCUCGACACCCAGGCCGAAAUCAUGAUACGUCAACUCGAGGUGCUUGCCGGGUUUGUAGAAAAGGCCAAAGAAACCAAGGCUCCGAUUGAUGUCCAGGAGCUUGAGGACUCUGCCAUGAAGGAGUUUGUCAAGAAGCUAGAGCGGGUCAAGGUGACCAUGUCGUCUGAGAUUGCCUCGUUGCAUGAGCGCCGCGACAAGCUGCUUGAAGAGAAGACGCAAGCCACGGCCGACCGUGACCGAGCCUUGAUGGAAUUCGAGCAGCUUUCCUCCAAGAAUGCCCAGCUCGCCGACAUGAAUAACGAGAUGACGCACCAGCUGCAGGAACGCUUCAAGUCGCAACUCGGGGACCCGCGUUCGUCGUCCAACGGCCUGGGCAUUUACAGCCAACGCGGUGCUGCCAGCUCCAAUGUCAACCUAGACGCUGCAAGCAUGACUACUGGUGCUACGCUUGUACACAAUGACGAAGAGCACAUCGUCGAGUCUGGCCCGACUGUGGUACAGGUACGCAAGGGCCAAGUGAAGAAAUUCAACUGGAAAAAGGGCUCCAAAACAAUGGCUCAGAACGUGGCCAAGGGUGUCAACCGCGCCGUUGUUGCCUUUCAGCAAAACGAGCGAGACCGCCCAGGUCAAAUGGGCGGACAACCUGGCGGCUUGACCGCUGAUAGCAUAGGCCUUCCGUACAAUAUGACAGUCACGCAAGCAGAUCUGACUCCGACUGCUGGUGCUGGUGCUGGUGUUGGUGCCGGUGCUGGGCUUGGCGGCCCGAACGCCGCCAACAAGCAGCAGGCCUUUGGCUUCUUUGGCAAGAAGAAUACCAUGCCGAAGUCUAUGUCUGCGAACAUGACAUCAACGCCUCUCGCAGCCGAGCCUCCGUCAACCCUUUUCGGGUCAGAGUUGUCGGAGCGUACAGAGUAUGAACACCGACAAAUACCCAGCGUCGUCAGUCGUUGCAUUGAAGAAGUCGAGUUGCGCGGCAUGGAUCAGGAGGGUAUCUACCGCAAGACCGGUGGCAACUCUCAGGUCAACCAGAUCAAAGACGGCUUUGAGAAGAGCGAACACUUUGAUAUUUCCGAUCCGGAUCUCGAUAUCACCGCGGUGACGAGUGUCCUGAAGCAAUACUUCCGCAAGCUGCCCAUGCCACUAUUGACAUUUGAUGUAUAUGACCGUGUCUUGGAGUCGAAUGCGAUAUCGGAAGAAGUAGAGCGUUGUGCGCAGCUGCGCAGAACAUUCUACUCGAUGCCCCAGAGCCACCGCGAUUGUCUCGAGUUUCUCAUGUUUCAUCUGCAGCGCGUUGCCCAGCGGGAGCCUGAAAAUCUCAUGUCGCCCAAGAACCUGGCGGUCGUCUUUGCGCCGACAAUCAUGCGCGACAUGAGCAUUGAGCGAGAAAUGACGGACAUGCACGCCAAGAAUAUUGCUGUGCAGUUCGUUAUUGAGAAUAGUCACAUCAUCUUUGAAGAUGCUUGA
This is a messenger RNA of Cordyceps militaris CM01, 3366 nucleotides long. RefSeq names its product Rho GTPase activator Rga. Lineage: Eukaryota; Fungi; Ascomycota; Sordariomycetes; Hypocreales; Cordycipitaceae. The transcript has 4 exons. Bases 1 to 3366 code for a protein of 1121 amino acids. Gene Ontology annotation, cellular component: cytoplasm. The record is from RefSeq and is a predicted model, not a curated record. Gene Ontology annotation, biological process: signal transduction; regulation of GTPase activity.